AUGGCUCUGAGAAUGAGUCUUUAUAAUAUUGCCCAGCCUGUCGGGGCUAUGUUAUCAGGUGUGAUGCAGGGUGCUCUUUCCACUAAUCUCGAGGGUGUCCUCGGUCGAACCGGUUGGCGAUGGGCAUUUAUCAUCAAUCCCGAUCGCCCGAAUCCGCUUGCCAAAGUUUACCUCAGACCAAGAGAUCUUGUGGUUGCGCGAGAACGAACUCGGCGAAUAGGCCGUGAUCCCCAGGUUGGAAUUACCGUCAAGACAUUCCUACGCUGCUUUAGAUUCUGGCAUAUCUGGCUGUUUGCAAUUGCUUGGUCGAUCGGAACAAACCAAACACCUUCGAACUACUUCAACCUUUGGCUCAAGUCCCUUAAAAAUCCCGACGGAACCGCGAAAUACUCAGUUGCGAUGCUCAACUACCUGCCAAUUGCAGGUUAUGCAAUCCAACUCGUUGCCGAGCUGCUUUUCAGUGGGUUCAGUGAUUACCUCGGAGCACGGCUGCCGUUUUUACUACUUCAUUCAACAAUCAACAUCACAUCGCUGAUCAUCCUGAUCAUAAGACCUGCAAGUGAAAGUGCCUACAUGGCCGGUUGGUAUAUGAAUUAUGCCGGGGCGUGA
Messenger RNA from Penicillium nucicola, 609 nucleotides. RefSeq lists its product as uncharacterized. Gene Ontology annotation, cellular component: membrane. The transcript has 6 exons. Bases 1 to 609 code for a protein of 202 amino acids. Lineage: Eukaryota; Fungi; Ascomycota; Eurotiomycetes; Eurotiales; Aspergillaceae. The record is from RefSeq and is a predicted model, not a curated record. Gene Ontology annotation, molecular function: transmembrane transporter activity.